CGAGGUGCCAUCUGUUCACCUCAAGUCACCUUGCCCCGAAGCCACCUAGGGUAGUAACUUAAUAACAUACAACGUGUCUAGUAAGAAGUAAGAAGGGCUAUAUUGAUUUAUUAUCGCAAUGGCGUCGACACAGCGAUUCUCAGGAUACCCGCUUGCUAGGGAAGGCCCCAAAACAGCAUACGUGCCAGCACAGGAUAAGAAUCCUCCCCUUAGAGGCUGGUCUUUGGUUAUCGCGGCCAAACUUGUCACAUAUUUUCCGUCCGUGGCUAAGGCUACCUGGGGAAAUGCCAAGUUUGGUUGCGUCAAAGAUAUACCACGUCUAAAUGAGUACGACUGGCGUCUUCAACCCAUUGUCACACCGCUUAUAGCCGAUGGCGUCGUUCAGAGCAAGGCCGAAAUCACGCCCGAUCUUUAUGAACGACAGCCGGAUGAUCUAGCCGGCCGUUUUUAUUCCGCUGCUGAUUAUCAUGAGCUCUUCAAAUCCGGGAAAUUGACACCACUGCAAGUAGCAAAAGCCCUAAUCCCGCUCAUAACCAGAGGCCAGGAUCCCCCGGCCAAGUAUGAGUCGGCCUGGUCUGUUACAAGAGAAGAUCUUGUACUGGAAGCAGCUAAGAAGUCGACGGAACGUUAUGCUGCUGGCCAGCCUUUAAGUGUUCUCGAUGGAGUACCGAUAGGAGUCAAGGAUGACACGGAUGUCGAAGGAUAUAUAUCCCAUAUGGGGCGGCCUUUCGAUCCGUCCGAUCCCUUCUUUAAACCGGCGACGAGCACAAUCUGGCCAGUCGCACAACUAGAAGCUGCCGGUGCUAUCGUCAUUGGCAAGCAGGUAAUGCACGAGCUCGGUUCAGAUGUUAGUGGGUGCAAUCCGCGAUGGGGGACGCCCAUAAAUUGGAACAACCCAUUGUACUAUCCAGGCGGCUCGUCAUCUGGCGGAGGGUCGGCCAUCUCCUCCGGGUUAGUCCCUAUCUCUAUUGGUACCGAUGCAGGAGGGAGUGUCCGCAUUCCGGCCUCAUUCAACGGCGCGUACGGAUUGAAACCUACCUUGCAUCGUGCUUACACAAUGAAGUCCUCUAUCUGUGUCAUAGGCCCCUUAGCAGCGACAGCAAAUGACUUAGCUAUUGCGUAUCGUAUUAUGACGGCGCCUAACCCCGAAGAUCCAAUACAGGGCUCUUUCGCGUUGUCAAUUCCGCCGAGCCCUUCUGCGAAGAAAACAAUUGGCAUUUAUCGUGACUGGUUCGACCAAGCUUCUCCUGGUGUCCUUAACGUCACUAGGAAAGCAAUUGCACAUUUUACGGAUAAACUGGGUUACGAAGUUGUUGAUAUUAGUAUCCCCUAUGUACAAGAGGCCCAGUAUGCUCACAGCGCAUGGGCGCUUACCGAGGGCAUUGACCACCACAAUUCACACGCUGUAGACCCAGCGCGUCCGCUCACAGGUCUCAACAACUGCAAUCAGCUUCUAAUGGCCGUCGGCGCGUGCACGUCGGGCACUGAUAUGAUCAAAUAUGGUCAAUUGAGAGGGUUACUCAUGGAGCAUCUCGCAUUUUUAUGGAAGAAGCAUCCGGGUAUGUUGAUAAUCACGCCGACGGCACCCGAAGCUGGAUGGUUGAUCCACCCUGGCGACCAGGCGUACGGAUUUAGCGACGGCAAUGUAACAAUCCGCAACAUGAUGUAUAUCUGGCUGGCGAAUUCGACAGGCUGCCCCGCGGUCAGUGCGCCCGUUGGUUACGUCGACCCUGAGCAAGGUGAUGGCAAGCUACCGGUCGGCCUUAUGGCGAUGGGUGAGUGGGGCGCGGAAGAGCAGCUUUUGGCUUGGGCAAAGGAGGCAGAGACGUAUGUAAAUGGAGCUUACGAAGGUGGCCGCUACAGACCACAGGAGUGGGCCAACGUUGUCAAAAUUGCCAGGACUAUAGAUUGAUGUCUCUAGACUUGAGUGACAUGGGAGGAAUUAUGAUAUCGGUUGUAUCUCUAACUUUUCAUGGUCAAAACUCUUAGAAAACUUACGCAAAGAUGUUCUUAAAAGGUUAACUUAUAGAUUAGGUACUUAUCGAAUUAUUGCGCAAUUAUAGGUUCACUAGGAAAUUAGUUCAUCAUAAUAGGCGUUUGAGUUCUAUGUUAUAAUGAGGCACGUUAUUAAGGCUUUCAAGUAAAAACUCAUUUUCGUAACUCCGCUGCGUGUCAUGCAUUAGGUACUGAAGGGUACAGCUUGUUAUUGGCCCGGACAUUCUCUAUUAUACAUACCUCCGCGUUAAAGGAAAAUAUGUGAUGUCCUUAGAGCUACAUUCCGACCCGCUGGCUGUUAUGUUUAUGCAAGGCGGCUACGGAAUGUAACGGACCGUAUAGUGGAUUAGGCUUGCGGACGUCAUCAUCCUCGAUCGGGAUGAGGGUUAGCUACGCGCUCUUCGAUAUUGGCAUCCGGAAGAGGAAGGUGUUAAGAAAAUUGUCUUUCUGUACCUCAGUAGACACGAUACCAC
This is a messenger RNA of Daldinia decipiens, 2468 nucleotides long. RefSeq names its product amidase signature enzyme. The transcript is spliced from 5 exons. Bases 119 to 1912 code for a protein of 597 amino acids. NCBI's taxonomy places the organism in Eukaryota, Fungi, Ascomycota, Sordariomycetes, Xylariales, Hypoxylaceae. Gene Ontology annotation, molecular function: catalytic activity. The record is from RefSeq and is a predicted model, not a curated record.